AUGGUCAAGGUUGCCGAGAAUCGAGUGGUUGAUUUGGACGUGUUCCCCGGUGAUCCCAAAUGUGAUAAACUCGCAGAACAGACAAAAGGGGCCAUUGCAGGGGAGAUCCCCCGAGAAAGAGCCCACGGAACUUCUGCCAACACGCAGAGUGCGAUCACUGCCCUUGGAGGUACCGUCGGUGGUGGAUUGAAAGGUGUGGUUGAUACAAUUGGAAAUACAGUUGGGACAUUGGGUGAGGGCGCAGCUGGAACUGUUCAAGGUGUCGGUGAUGGUAUUGGCAGUACUGUGCAGUUUGCUGGAGGCGCAGUAGGGGCCGGCGUGGGCCAAGUUGGCACUGAAGCUGUUGAGACUCAAAAAGCGAACUUGCAAGCCGCAUCGAAGAAGACGGACGAGAUUGAGGCUGAUGUAUCUACCUCAGUGCAGGAACACAGCAAAGACGCAAACACUGCUGUGAAACAGACUCGACAGCACGGGGACAGCGUCAGUUAUCAGGCGGAAGACAAGAUCACUGCUGUGUUAUCAUCUUCAUCUUGA
Messenger RNA from Exophiala aquamarina CBS 119918, 534 nucleotides. RefSeq lists its product as uncharacterized. The record is from RefSeq and is a predicted model, not a curated record. The transcript is spliced from 3 exons. NCBI's taxonomy places the organism in Eukaryota, Fungi, Ascomycota, Eurotiomycetes, Chaetothyriales, Herpotrichiellaceae. Bases 1 to 534 code for a protein of 177 amino acids.